AUGGAUAGUAGAUCAUUCAAGAGAGAAGAAUAUAGCUCGUCCAACGAAAUCGCCGUGGAAUCCUCUACUUCGUCAGAAAUAGAACUAAUCGAAAGUGAUGACAUUUUACUAGCUGAUGCAGAUGAACAUGAUUAUUUGUUGUCGGAACAAGAUAAUCAAUGUACAGACAUAUCACAUUUGGAUUCAACUUGCGAUGACGAAAUCAUAAGGAUUAAUGUGGAAAAUGAGGACUUUAUGUCAACUGAUGCAACAAUGGAAUAUAAUGAAGAAUUAGAAGAAAUAACCAUGAACACAAUGCAGAACCGAAUGAAGAGCAACUUGAUGAAUAUACCCAUUUCGGAAAUAUUACACAGACUGACGCACAAUUCGAUGAUUUUACCAAUCAAGGGAUUACAAUCCAUCAAGAUAUAGAGAAUAUACGUAUCAUGGGAAUAUAGUCGACUACAAUGCUCAACCCGAAAAUGGUACCUAUCGUGCGAAUAUUAUCCGACGCGGACCAUCUACAAUAAUGGAAUUUGACCGUAUGGAAUUGCAUUACAAUUCUAGCAUUUUAAAAUUAUGGGAUACAAUAAAAGAAAGGAGAUUAGGUGAUGAACUAACGAAUCCAGAAGAUCUUAUAGAGGACAAAAUAGUAUAUCAUAUAUAUAAUUUCUUCCACUCGCUCGAAAGAUGUAAAUAUUUUUCUCUAAAAAAUAAAUUAAAUAGAUUGUGCGAUUAUAUUGUAAGAAAGUACAAUGUGCCAUCAGAAGUCAAAGUUCAUGAAUGGGAUAUAACGAUUUCGUAUAUCUUAAGUGAUCUAUUAAAAAAGGAUGCCCAGGAUUAUUUCGAAUUAUGUGAUCUAAUUGAAAAUGGAAUGUGUGAGAGAUUGAAGUUCGUUCAAUUUAUAAAUGAAAAAAAAAGGUCUUGGAGUAUGUCCACGAAUAUGAUAUUUCGAUCAUGGGCAGACGUCUUGGCUUUAAAAUUGAUUAUUCAUUCUCAAUA
Messenger RNA from Plasmodium cynomolgi strain B, 981 nucleotides. Its product is annotated as phist protein. Lineage: Eukaryota; Apicomplexa; Aconoidasida; Haemosporida; Plasmodiidae. The record is from RefSeq and is a predicted model, not a curated record. The annotation marks the transcript as partial. The transcript is spliced from 3 exons.